UAUUAAAGGGAUUAUGUGUUGUAAGAACUGUGUGAGGCAAAAUAUGGCUGAUUAUAAUGUUUUUUAAUUAGAGGAAUGAGUUGCGAUGGAGCUAAAACUCUAGAAUACGAUCACAGCUGCCAGUAAAACCCCAGAGAAGAAGAAAAGGGGAAGAAGACGAAGAAGAAGAAGAAGGCAGCUAACUGUAGCCCACUGUUUACAACCGGUGAUAUUCGUGAAGACUUGACUUCGGUGUAAUGCGAGCUCCCCUGAGGUGGGUGCUAUGGGAUGUGAAGGACACCCUGCUGAAGGUGCGUUUGUCUGUGGGAGAGCAGUACUGCAUGGAGGCUGAACGAAUGGGCUUGAGUCUCAAUCCCCUGGAGGUCGACGCUGCUUUCCGCCAUGUGUAUCGAAAUUAUUCCCGCAGAUACCCAAACUAUGGCAUCACACAAGGCCUAGGUGGACAGUCUUGGUGGAUGGGGGUAGUGCGGGACACUUUCUCCCAGUGCAGGGUGCAAGAUCCAGCCCUGCUAAAUACAAUGGCUCACAACCUUUAUCAUAAUUUCUGCAAUGCAGAGAACUGGGAGGUAUUUCCAGACUCAAAGAAGGCCCUGGAGAGUUGUUCUUCUCUAGGACUGAAGCUGGGUGUGGUUUCCAACUUUGACAGCCGCUUAGAAACUAUUUUAUGUGUUUGUGGCCUGCUGACUCACUUCAGUUUUUUGAUAACAUCAGAGGAGGCAGGUGUUGCAAAGCCCAAUCCAGUCAUCUUUGAUCAGGCACUGCAGAAAUGUGGUGUACCAGCUGCCAGUGUAGCUCAUAUUGGGGACCACUAUGUGAAUGAUUACCUCACCCCUCGGUCUGUGGGAAUCCACGGGCUCCUAUUAGACAGACACAGCAAGCAUAACCAACCUGAGGUUCCUCGAGAGCAUCGACUCAGCUCCCUGGAGGAACUGCCGUCAUGGCUUCAGCAGCACAGGAACUAAUGCCAAACAGUCAUGGGCUCAUGUGCAAAGGUACUCAGUCUCACUGUGGUGCAGUUUAAGACAUAAUGUAAGGGAUGUAGCCAUGUUCACCUGAGUAAACCCAACCAAUUCAUCACUCUUCGCAUAACAGAUUAAAAUGCUCCUGAUAGAAAUGUACAGAGAAAUCCAGAAUAAUAUAUAAACUGUAUGUAAUUUUCAUGCAUUUUUACUGUAAAUAAA
This is a messenger RNA of Seriola dumerili (greater amberjack), 1181 nucleotides long. RefSeq names its product haloacid dehalogenase like hydrolase domain containing 3 (gene hdhd3). Bases 237 to 962 code for a protein of 241 amino acids. NCBI's taxonomy places the organism in Eukaryota, Metazoa, Chordata, Actinopteri, Carangiformes, Carangidae. The transcript has 3 exons. The record is from RefSeq and is a predicted model, not a curated record.